AUGUCCGCCAGCAGAGACUGCACCUACAAGCGACGUGUCACCCACACGUUAUUGCCCCCUCCCUCUACCCCUUUCCACUCCUACCCACUCCCCCCUCUCCACUCCUACCCCCUCCCCUCUCCACUCCUACCCCCUCCCCUCUCCACUCCUACCCCCUCCCCUCUCCACUCCUACCCCCUCCCCUCUCCACUCCUACCCCCUCCACUCUCCACUCCUACCCCCUCCCCUCUCCACUCCUACCCCUUCCCCUCUCCACUCCUACCCCCUCCCCUCUCCACUCCUACCUCCUCCCCUCUCCACUCCUACCCCCUCCCCUCUCCACUCCUACCCCCUCCCCUCUCCACUCCUACCCCCUCCACUCUCCACUCCUACCCCCCUCUCCACUCCUACCCCCUCCCCUCUCCACUCCUACCCCCUCCCCUCUCCACUCCUACCUCCUCCCCUCUCCACUACUCCCCCCUCGCCUCUCCACUACUCCCUAAAUAA
Branchiostoma floridae (Florida lancelet) is the source of this 486-nucleotide messenger RNA. Its product is annotated as pollen-specific leucine-rich repeat extensin-like protein 3. The record is from RefSeq and is a predicted model, not a curated record. The transcript has 2 exons. Lineage: Eukaryota; Metazoa; Chordata; Leptocardii; Amphioxiformes; Branchiostomatidae. The coding region runs from base 1 to 486 and encodes 161 amino acids.